CCCCUGCUCUUUCCCAUUAGCGCGAGCAUUAAAUAAAUUCACUACUUCAAACCACCGAAACAUUUCAAGAAAGAGGACAGAAAUGGACGUGAGAAUGGUGGGCCUUGAAAACCCCUUCCUGUCAGCCCUCCAUCACAUGCUGCUGGACCAACAAAUCCCCCAAGACGAAGAGGGCCCCACACGCACCUACGUCCGCGAUGCAAAGGCCAUGGCCUCAACCCCUGCGGAUAUCAAGGAGUACCCAACGAAGUACGUGUUCGUGGUGGAUAUGCCGGGCAUCAAAUCGGGGGAUAUCAAGGUCCAGGUCGAGGACGACAACGUGCUUGUCAUCAGCGGCGAGCGGAAGAGGGAGGAGGACAAGGAAGCUAAGUACGUGAGGAUGGAAAGGAGGGUUGGCAAGUUCAUGAGGAAGUUCUCUCUGCCGGAGAACGCGAAUACGGAUGCGAUCUCGGCCGUGUGUCAGGAUGGGGUGCUGACUGUGACAGUGGAGAAGCUGCCACCUCCGGAACCCAAGAAGCCUAGGACCAUUGAGGUCAACAUCGCUUGAGCGGAAGAGACGGCAGUCGCAUAUCCUUUUAGUUCUCUGUCUUUCUGUUUUCUUUUCUGUUUCCCCUGUUUUUUCUUUCGUCUGUUUGUGUCGAGUGAUCAUGAAUGAAUGGAAUGUUGAAGUUGUUGCGUAUGAUGCACUGUGUUGUGAUGGACGGUUCGCAGUUCUAACGAGCGGGACUCA
Molecule: messenger RNA, 730 nt
Organism: Magnolia sinica
Lineage: Eukaryota; Viridiplantae; Streptophyta; Magnoliopsida; Magnoliales; Magnoliaceae
Product: 17.3 kDa class II heat shock protein-like
Exons: 1
Coding region: 83-547 (154 amino acids)
Biological process (GO): response to salt stress; protein complex oligomerization; protein folding
Source: RefSeq, a predicted model, not a curated record